UUGGAAUUAUAUGAAACAGGGGAGAUAAUCUAUUUCUGCAUCCGGGUCUUACGAGACUUGGCUAAGGUGUCUGCCGGGUGAAGGGCAAAAUGUUGUCGUCCAUUGCAGUUCGGUCGGGAGUUUUCGGGACUUUGUUGAAGAACCACACACCAUUUAGAGUUUUGGCUGUAAUACCAGCAGGGUCACGAUCAAAAAGUGAAGUUGCUAAGCAGAUCGAGCAAUGGGAUAAGGCCCAACAGAUUUUCUAUGGGCCUGAAAGGGACACAAAGAAUUUUCCACAUCCUGUACAGCCUGUUGAGAGUGGCAAAGUUCGCCUGGGCUUUAUACCAGAGGAAUGGUUCCAGUUCCUUUAUCCCAAAACCGGUGUCACAGCUGUUGCUUUCAGGUCCUUAUCUCCUAGGCAUUGGCUUUUGACUACCCUUUUGUCCAAAGAAAUUUGGGUCGUUGACCAUGGCUUUGCAGAAGUCAUUGGUUUCUAUGGAGCUAUCUUUGUGCUCACUAAAACAGUUGGUGGUCGUCUGGCCAAAUGGAUGGAUGACAAAAAUGACAAAGUCAUUGAAGAACGUUAUGCAAAACCUGUAGAGAAAGCAAAGGCUAUGUGCCAAGAAGCAGUCAAGGCAAAUGAGCAAGCUAUCUGGCAGGAAGAAGGACAGAAAUACCUGUGGGAAGCUAAGAAGGAACAUGUUGCACUGCAACUAGAAGCAGCUUACCGCCGAAGACUGGAUCAAGUGUACAAGGAGGUUAAAAAUAGGCUGGACUACCAUAUGGAAGUGCAGAGCGUUAAGCGACGGUUUGAGCAGCAGCACAUGGUCAACUGGAUAGUGAAAAGUGUCAAGCAGAGCAUCACUCCUCAGCAAGAACAAGAAAAUAUCCGGAGCUGCAUUGCUACCUUGAAUUCCCUUGCUAAGACAGCUUGAAUACUUUCAAAACAUUAAGAUGUUCAUUCAAAGAGACAUUAACAUAGAACAUAGAAAUAUGUGAUCUUUACGUGGAAACAGGUGAAUCUAGUAUGCAUUUCACCCUUUUAGUUGUCUUCUUGAUGUCUUUUCAACUAAAGUAUUUUAAUACUGUUGAAAGAUUUGAUUACACCAAAUAAAUUGUUACAGUAAGAA
Molecule: messenger RNA, 1112 nt
Organism: Pomacea canaliculata
Lineage: Eukaryota; Metazoa; Mollusca; Gastropoda; Architaenioglossa; Ampullariidae
Product: ATP synthase subunit b, mitochondrial-like
Exons: 8
Coding region: 90-917 (275 amino acids)
Biological process (GO): proton motive force-driven ATP synthesis
Molecular function (GO): proton transmembrane transporter activity
Source: RefSeq, a predicted model, not a curated record